AUGGGAUCGCAUAAUGAGAGAGUUGAAGAGCAAUCGGCAGUAGACAUAAAUGACAGCAUUAUGGCUGCGAUGGGUGCCAGUAUUCAGGUUGUUCACGGUGCUAUGAAUACCAUAUAUUCGCAAUUUGAAAAGACAGAAAGACAAAUACUAGAAAUGAAGACAGGAAUGCCACAGUUGUUACAGCGCAUGUACAAGGCCAACAUAGAGAUUGCGAGUACAUUCAAACCAGCUGGAAAUGGCAAUGUCCAUAUGUCAUUGAUGAUCCACAACAAGACGAAGCUUCCGGUUUAUGCCAUGACUGGUGUAUUAGAGUUUGGAAACAGCGAGAUUGACGUUGUAUAUCAAAGUGCGCAUCUACAGCAGGAUGACGGGGAAGCUUUACCCAAUCUGUUUGAAUCGCCAUGCAAACUACCGCCACAGACAUGCUACAAACAGGACAUCGAGAUCCACAUCAACGAGAUAAAGCAGUGCAAUGGCAUCAUUACACUGAGUAUCCAUCACCCGCUAGCAACACAAGGGAGCAUUGUGAUCAAGGAAACAUUUGGGCUGUACUUGAUUGACCAGUUGAAAAAAGAAUUUCUAGACAACAGCACCAGCGGCAAAGCCGAUUUGGAGUUAGUGGAUACCUUGUGCUAUCCAGUGGCAUUUUUUCGAGACAUUUUCGAGAUCCAAGCUAUAAAAGGCAUAAAUUCUGGUAUGUGUGUUGCAUUAUCGUCGCCAAAGUACAAAAUCGUCUGCGAAGUUACAAGCCUGUCUGAAGAUUUGGACUUUGUGGAGGUGGCAUUCACCAGCAAUCAUCCCACAUUCGCCAAACAGUUGAUCAAAGAGCUGAGCAUCCUGGGUUGUGAGUAA
Molecule: messenger RNA, 852 nt
Organism: Mucor velutinosus
Lineage: Eukaryota; Fungi; Mucoromycota; Mucoromycetes; Mucorales; Mucoraceae
Exons: 7
Coding region: 1-852 (283 amino acids)
Source: RefSeq, a predicted model, not a curated record